Porites lobata is the source of this 2573-nucleotide messenger RNA. NCBI's taxonomy places the organism in Eukaryota, Metazoa, Cnidaria, Anthozoa, Scleractinia, Poritidae. The record is from the annotation of a GenBank genome assembly.
AUGGCACUUAACUUCACAUCGGAUACGAAGAGACUCAUUUGCCUGGCAAUUUUGUUGGGAAUUUAUCUUCUAUCCGGCGCUGCAGUCUUCCAAGUUCUUGAAAAUGAGAAUGAUAAAUUGGAAGUACAGCAACUGAAUUCUGUGAAAAGGUUCUUCUUAAAAAAGCAUAACAUGACAUCAGAGGAUUUUGAUUUUCUCGUGGAGAGGGUUGAAAGUGCCGUGAAGCACCGCUGUGGGAACGACCCGGAUCAAUGGUGUACUUCUAGGUGGACAUACUACGCUUCAGUGUACUUUACAUGGAGUGUUGUGACGACUGUAGGUAAGGUGUUUGCGUCCGAGUGUAAGCCUAACAAAAAGGAUUAACUUAGUGCUGUUUCAAACACAUCGCUCAUUAAACCGGCCUAUGUUUUUUUUUUUUUACGUUCGCGUUGCCGUCGCAGUGUCGUGGUUCCGUAAGCGAAAAUACUACAGGGAAAUUCGGACAGGGAACUCCAACACUUGAGCUUGCUCUGAUUAAGUUAAGUUGGCAAGUUCUAGCUGUCGAGCAAUUAGAGUGAUUGCUUGACUACUAGGCUCGUUGACAUCUCUCGUCAGUGGAAUGUUGAGCAAACGGUUUCCCUAAAAAAUAUGCAAUUUUGUUUUCUUGCGAGACUCUGAUAUAAAUCUCGUUAUCAUGACUGUCUAAAAAUUCUUGACCCCUCAGUUAAUUCCUGGUAGAGAAGGGGUGAAAAUUGCGUACUUUUAAAGUAAGGUAACAAACAAAAGGCAUAAAUAUACCAACUAGCGUGUUUCAUCUUCUUAAAAAGAAAAUGAGAAUUAAAUUAUUUAGUGGCAACAUUAGUAACAACCAAAAGCAGCAAAGGACAGUUAAUCUUCUUUUAACUGUUGUUACAACGAUGCAGGCAUUAUAAAAAUUAUGAAAAUUAUGAAAAUUAUGAAAAUUAUAUCAUAUAUUGCAACUGCCCAAAAGUGAGAACAGCAAUAAAUUAGUUCAAACCAAUCUCUUUCCUCUCCCUUCGCAGGCUAUGGUCACCUGGCUCCCAGUACCGUUGGCGGUCGCGUAUUCUGCAUGAUUUUUGCCUUAUUUGGAAUACCUCUAAACCUUAUGGUGUUACGUCACAUUGGAGACCGCGUCAAUCAAGUGAUUAGUUACAUUCAUUACUUUGUUGAAACAAAGCUUCUCCAUCAGAAACCGGAAGUGGUAGCCACCAAGACUCUGAUAUGGACAUUAGUGGUUCUUAUUUUGAUGUUGUUUGUCGGCGCUGUUCUUUAUUUGCAGGAAGAACAGUGGAACUUUCUAGAAGGAGUGUAUUUCUGUUUCAUCACAUUUUCCACCAUUGGAUUUGGAGAUCUUGUACCCAAUGGAGGUGAGGAGUCUAUUUUAGGAAGUAGCCCACAUGGCAAGUGAACCAUAGUGAAAGGGUAGCGGUUAGUUAGUUGGUUUUUAUCUGAAAACCCUCACAGUCUGUGCACAGGGGCUAGAAAUGAAAACACAAAAUAUGUAUCCGCUCCGAGAAGCCGGGUGGUGUAGGUUGCCAUAAAGCAAACUUAAUGGAAAGUGUAGACCACCCGUGAUCCUCGCGCCUUCCCCAUUCCCUUCGGCGAGGUACCACCCUUGCGCUCAUUCAUUUCUGAUUUCUGGCCUCUCUUCGUCCUUUUCAUUAUAUUUGAACUCAUUAAAAACUCUACUUCUUUUGAUUUCUCGUUAAAUUAACUUCCUCGUAACAAAGUAGCAUUAAGGAUAUCCAUGUCAGUGGUUCAAUAAGGCACCAGGCCCCGACAAGACGUAACAACGUACCAAAUGCACAUGCGAUCUCCUUAAGAUAUAUAAGCCCAAAAUGCGAGUCACAUUAUAUGCAUUAACCUGUGAUUGUUGGAGAUUUGACUUGAUGACAUCACAUGUGUCAGUAAUUAGGCUGACUUAGCAACAGAACGAAGGCGCAGGCAAAUCACACAACUGGCUUGACCAAUGGCUGAGCGGCAAAUUGGGCACCGGAAGUUGAGUUUACUCCUUUCGCGCGCUUUUUCGUCGUCAAAUGACGUUCCCGUGCUGUUGCUAAAUCAAUCUAUGUUAAUUCGAAAACGCACGCGUGCGACAAAAAAAUUGUAACCUCCUCCAGACUUUCAAAAAGUUUCUCAAACUUAUUUGUUAUUAUCUUUCAGGUCAAGCUCCUACUGAUGUUGUAGGUAUAAUUAUGGAACUGCUAAGAGCUGUUGUCGUCUUAUUAGGAGUAUCAAUGUUCUUCUCUAUUAUUACAUCCGUAUUAACUGCUUCGGAAGAACUAAGAGUUAAUUUUCCAUCUGGAAAAUGCCUCGAUUCCACGGAAAAGGGUUCAGCGGACUUACAAGGAGACAUGCGCAGUGAAGAAAAGGCUAAAACGGAAGAUCCAGGCGGAAGAAUAGAUAUCGAAGAUAUCAAAACUGGAAGUGACGAGGCAAGCAAAGAGGAAUCGAGUAUUUCAAAUAAAUUAGUAAAUGAUAGUAAGGAAAGGGUGAAUGAACAAGUACAAAAGGAUGGAGUUCACCAGGAGCCUGGGACAAACGACAAAUUGACCUAUCCUGGAGGCGGGUAA